This is a messenger RNA of Saitoella complicata NRRL Y-17804, 567 nucleotides long. RefSeq lists its product as uncharacterized. Lineage: Eukaryota; Fungi; Ascomycota; Saitoellomycetes; Saitoellales; Saitoellaceae. The coding region runs from base 1 to 567 and encodes 188 amino acids. The transcript is spliced from 2 exons. Gene Ontology annotation, cellular component: mitochondrial intermembrane space; mitochondrion. The record is from RefSeq and is a predicted model, not a curated record.
AUGUCAAGCGAACAGCCUCCUGCUACGGCGUCGCUGCCGACUCUGACGCCAUCUCUCUGCUUUCACAUUACAUACUUGAAAGAUUUCCUGCGCUACUCCAGAGCGUCACUUGACGAUACGAUUUCCGCACAUCUGAACGCUCUGAAUAAGUACCCGGCGUUCGACCCGGCCUCGACAUCCUCAAGUACUCGCCGCCCACCAAGAAUACUCUCCCGUGCAGUCUGCUACGAAUUCCUGAAUAACACUCUCCUCCCAAAAUGGAACGACAGAGAUCGCGUCUACGAAUACUGCGCAGACUUGGCGAAACAAGCCGAGUUAGAAGAAGCGGCAGCGGGGGCAUCACUCGCGCCGACGAACAAACCACGAGCUAGGCUUGAUCCCUAUGGUGCACGGACAUUACCGGUGGAAGAAAGUCAGUUGAGUCGUGUGAUCCGAUUCGAGAGGAAAUCGGAUAGUAUCGUGAGGGAUCGGACGUGGGAGGUGUUGGGUGAGCGGUGUGGAUUUUUGUGGGGGAGGAGGUGGGAGGAUGAGAUGGAGCGGUGGAGGAAGGAGAAGGGAGGUCAGUGA